Molecule: messenger RNA, 738 nt
Organism: Penicillium waksmanii
Lineage: Eukaryota; Fungi; Ascomycota; Eurotiomycetes; Eurotiales; Aspergillaceae
Product: dolichyl-phosphate beta-D-mannosyltransferase
Exons: 2
Coding region: 1-738 (245 amino acids)
Biological process (GO): GPI anchor biosynthetic process; protein O-linked glycosylation via mannose
Cellular component (GO): endoplasmic reticulum membrane
Molecular function (GO): dolichyl-phosphate beta-D-mannosyltransferase activity
Source: RefSeq, a predicted model, not a curated record
AUGGGCGCCACCAAGAACAAGUACUCGGUCAUCCUGCCGACCUACAACGAGCGGAAGAACCUCCCUAUCAUUGUCUGGCUGAUUCAGAAGACUUUCACCGAGAACAAUCUGGAUUGGGAGGUUGUUGUUGUUGACGAUGGUUCCCCUGAUGGCACCCUUGAAAUUGCCAAGCAACUCCAGAAACUCUACGGCCCUGAACAUAUCAAUCUCAAGCCGCGCGAGGGAAAGCUCGGUCUCGGUACUGCCUACGUCCACGGCCUAGUCCACUGCACCGGAAACUUUGUCAUCAUCAUGGAUGCCGACUUCAGCCACCACCCCAAGUUUAUUCCCGAGAUGGUUCGCAUCCAGAAGGAGAGCAACGCAGACAUUGUCACCGGUACCCGCUACGCCAAUCGUGGAGAUAUCAAGGGUGGUGUUUAUGGCUGGGAUCUCUUCCGCAAGUUUACCUCGCGUACCGCCAACCUGAUCGCAGAUGUCAUGCUCAUGCCUGGUGUCAGCGAUCUGACUGGCAGCUUCCGCUUGUACAAGAAGGAGGUGCUCGACAAGGUCAUCACCAGCACUGAGUCCAAGGGCUACAGCUUCCAAAUGGAGAUGAUGGUCCGAGCCAAAGCUAUGGGCUACAAGGUGGAGGAGUGCCCUAUCACUUUCGUGGACCGCAUUUACGGCGACAGCAAGCUGGGUGGAUCUGAAAUUGUUGAAUACCUCAAGGGCGUGUUCAACCUCUGGCUUAAGGUUUGA